AUGCCUUUCUUGGAUGUGCAGAAAAAGCCGGGCAUUAGCCUCGAUCACCACUUUGUAUUCCAAAGUGUUGAGCAGCCCUUCAAGAUUCCCUCCCAAUGCCAUGCUUUCGAAAAAGAGUGGAUAGAGUGUGCACAUGGCAUCGGUGCUACCCAGGCUAAAAAAGAGUGCAAGAUAGAAUUUGAAGAUUUCAAGGAAUGUUAUCUUUGGUAUAAAACGAUGAAGCGCCUGGGUAAAAUCAAAGCUAUUUAAUUAAAAUAAAAGCUAAUUAAAGAGGGGAAAUACACCCCUCCGCCUCACCACAGGGGCCAGGAGGAACCCAGGCCCUGAGCAGAGCAGGUGGACGCUGCUUUUCAUGCUGCUUUCUGCUGGGAGAAAGUCUGAUGAAAACUGCUUCAUUGAGUACAUAAAAAUAAAGAAUUAGUCAACCUCAAAAAAAAAAAAAGAAAUGAACACUUAGGUUUCUUUUAUUUUUUUUUAAGGUUCAAUAUAACUACAUCAUUUCUCCUUCCCUUUUCUCUCUUAAACCCUCCUAGCUUUCCUUCAAAUUCAUAGCCUCUUUUUCUCAUCAGUUGUUACACACAUAUUCCUAAAUGUAUAUCAUUAUUGGUAUGUGUAUUUUCAAGGUUGUACAUUUGGUAUUGGAUAACCAAUUGAUGUAUCCUCCCUGGAGAAGACUGUUUUUCCCACUCUCUUAAUUGACUAUAGUUCUUUGUGUAGGGUUGAGGUCUCUUGGGCUUUCCCCCAAUCCCAUGAGUGUUGAAAUAGGUGCGGUGGGGCUACGUCCCCAGCACCCUGGCCGCCUGCUAGCUCAUGCCCAAAAUAACAACACACAAACUGUAU
Messenger RNA from Alexandromys fortis (reed vole), 840 nucleotides. RefSeq names its product NADH dehydrogenase [ubiquinone] iron-sulfur protein 5-like. NCBI's taxonomy places the organism in Eukaryota, Metazoa, Chordata, Mammalia, Rodentia, Cricetidae. Gene Ontology annotation, biological process: mitochondrial respiratory chain complex I assembly. The transcript has a single exon. The record is from RefSeq and is a predicted model, not a curated record.